AUGAGACUGGAGCAAAGAUGGGAGAGAAUUUUUGAUAAGUACAAUGAAGGUAAGAGCAAUAAUGCUAAUGCUGUGUUUGUGGAUGCUUUUGUCCAAAGAGAGGCAGUUUUUGUUGCUGGAAGUGAAGCUAUUUGGGAUAAUCAUGAGAGAGUUGAUAACGCUGGUGACGGUUUCAUGUGGUUUAAGAGCUCUGAUGGUGUGGGAGGAGAAAGGAGUGUAGGAUUGAGCAUGAAAAUUGUUGAGAGAAUGAAAUGGGAGCAAGAAAGAGUUGGAUGGCUUGCUGGGGAUGAAAGAAAAGUAAGAGUGGAGAGAGUAGAAGAGUUUGGAGGCAGAGGAACAAAUGGGAAUGACAAACUGAUAAAUUUUCACGGCCUAGGGAUAUUGAAGAGGUGUAGAGAAGCAAUUUCGAUCAGCAAAAGUGACAGAGGAAAGGUUAUCAUUAAAGACAUCGUUGUAACCGUAGAUAACAAGAAGAUGAAUAACAGGUCAACUGAAACACAACUGUUAUGGGACAUGUUGUUGAUGGUGAAUCUCACUGGAAAAGAACGCACUGAAGGAGUGGGAGAAGCUGUUUUUGGCUGCAGGAUUCAGUUACUAUAA
Rosa chinensis is the source of this 600-nucleotide messenger RNA. RefSeq lists its product as uncharacterized. The coding region runs from base 1 to 600 and encodes 199 amino acids. NCBI's taxonomy places the organism in Eukaryota, Viridiplantae, Streptophyta, Magnoliopsida, Rosales, Rosaceae. The record is from RefSeq and is a predicted model, not a curated record. The transcript has 2 exons.